Messenger RNA from Prorocentrum cordatum, 616 nucleotides. Lineage: Eukaryota; Dinophyceae; Prorocentrales; Prorocentraceae. The record is from the annotation of a GenBank genome assembly.
AUGAUCAACACUAUAUUCAAUAGAAAUUCGCCCGAGUUUGAGGCUGCAAAACAGGAUGGUGAGGUAUGGUCAGACCCAGACGAGCCAGGCAAGUACGCGUACGAUACUGCAGUCAGGAAGACGUCCAAGGUGACCUCGAACAAGCGGGUCGCGAAGGAGACGUUCAACCCGAAGGAUGCCAAGAUGUUCCGAGGUGGCAUGGCCGACUUCAUGCUUGAGGAGCCCCCGACCUGGAAGCCAAUGAGGACCGAGAACAAAAGCGCUCGCAAGGCGCUCCACGACACGAGGGCCGACCAGAACGACUACACGUUGCUCCAGAACUGCAACGACGCCAUGACCACCGUCACGCUGGCGCUCAAGCGCAUGGGGCCCGAGGUGAUGAGCUACGCCAAAGCUGAUGUUUCCAGGAAGCUCGCCAAGGAUACGAUGGAGUUGCUGAAGAAGGUCACCAAACUCCAGGCGGAGGAGCCGUUGAUUGCGGCAGGGAAAUGCUACGAGGAUCUCAUGGCAAUGCACUCCCAGUGCGCCAACCUGAUCAAAACGGAGAAGAGGAAGUCCAACCAGGGCGGUGGAGGCUCCAGCGGCUCCAAGCUCGCUAAGAUGAGCAAGGGGAAGU